CUCACUUGAAGAGAAACAUCCACUAAUGAGCAGUCAAGAAGACGGACACUCAAUCCCAGAGAGAAAGGAAACUGUCGCGCCUACGCCACAGAACACACCACUCAACGCAGCACCACUCGGUCGCGAGGGCUACUCGAGACCGACAGUAGCUGCUAUCGGCGAGGAUGAGGCUGGCGAAUCCUCAGCAGCAGCCAAUUUACCUGUCGGCGCACUCCAGCAAUUAAUGCAAGGUCGUCUUGCGGGUUUGGUUGGCAAAUCAUCCGGUUACAUCGAGUCUCUACCAGAGGAGGUUAAGCAGCGCGUAGCAGCAUUAAAAGCUUUGCAAUCAGAUCACAAUAAGAUUGAAUCAGAAUUCCAAAAGGAGAUUCUCGAAUUGGAGAAGAAAUUCGCUUUACGUUAUGAACCAAUCUACGAGCGUCGUAAAAUGCUCAUCGCAGGUGAACAAGAACCUUCCCCAGAGGAGCUUAUCAAGGGUGAGGAAAUAGACAAAGAGGAUGGCUUCCAAUUUGAAGGCCAACCAGAGCCAGAGAAGAAGGAACUUGGAGAUGUUAAGGGUAUCCCUCAAUUCUGGCUCACCGCUUUGCAGAACCACCCUGGUAUUGCGGAUGUCAUUAGCGACCGUGAUACUGAGGCUUUGGAGCGUCUGACUGAUAUCAGAUUGGCCUACCUCCCUCAACCAGGUUCAGAAGACAAGCAAGCAGGCUUCCAAUUGACUUUCCACUUUGGAGAGAAUGACUUUUUCAGCAAUUCCGCACUCACAAAGAACUACUACUAUCAAGAUGAGGUCGGUUACACCGGCGAUUUCGUCUACGACAGAGCUGAGGGCUGUCAAAUUAACUGGAAGGGCGAAGAUGGAGAGAAAGAUCUCACAAAGCGUAUUGAAGUUAAGAAGCAACGCAACAAGAACACUAACAGAACUAGAGUCGUCAAGAAGGUCGUCCCGGCUGAUUCAUUUUUCAACUUUUUCAACCCACCAAAACCACCACAUGCACGUACAGAAGAAGAGGAGGACGAUGAAGAUGAGCUUGAAGAGCUCGAUGAGAGGUUAGAAAUCGACUUCUCUUUAGGCGAAGAGUUAAAGGAGAGAGUUAUACCACGUGCAGUCGACUAUUUCACUGGAAAAGCACUCGAAUUCACCAACAUGGAGGAUGACGAUGACUUUGAAAGUGAAGACGAGGAUGAAGAUGAAGAUGACGAUGAUGAAGACGCACCUUCAGCUCCUCAACAAGCUGACGGUGGCGAGUGUAAGAACCAAUAAACAACUUGCAUACAACUUUCAUCCACAAUAAAUAAUCAAAACUGACACAAAAUAUUUCUUUUAAUGAAUCUUCGAACCAGUUUUUAUUCAUUUCAUUUUUCUCGGCUUCCUAU
Molecule: messenger RNA, 1371 nt
Organism: Wallemia mellicola CBS 633.66
Lineage: Eukaryota; Fungi; Basidiomycota; Wallemiomycetes; Wallemiales; Wallemiaceae
Product: NAP-domain-containing protein
Exons: 4
Coding region: 26-1258 (410 amino acids)
Biological process (GO): nucleosome assembly
Cellular component (GO): chromatin; nucleus
Molecular function (GO): histone binding; chromatin binding
Source: RefSeq, a predicted model, not a curated record